AUGGAAACUCCAAACCACCCCGAAGAUCAAGCUAUUCAUAUGGAAAACACUACAUGGAGCAAUUCCGACAGACAGGUCUGGACCUCUGCCCCUGUUUACCCGAGCAUUGAGUACAGUGGAUCUAUAGAAUUGCGAAGCUCCUGGCCCGACCUCUGUUCAAAGAAAACCUUGCCACCCACGGGAGUAUCGAUAGGGGCCCUGGCUCCAUGGAUCGUCUGGCAACUUUGGUUAGCCCGAAACAAACUGGUGUUUGAAGAUAAGAUUAUAACAAUCGAGGAAGUACUCUCAAAGGCAGUUGCCAGUGCCCGAGAAUGGAUUACCAGCCAGGACCAUCUGACUCAACCUACACGACUCAUAGCUCCCCCGACAAUGCUCCAAGCAGAUUAUGUUUUGCUCAGAACAGAUGCUGCCUGGAAUGAAUCUCUAAAUCUUGCAGGGCUGGGAUGGAUGACAAAGCGACAAGGCAGGGAGUCCUCUUUCUCCUCUAUUGCGCAACAUGUUGCUACACCACUUGCAGCUGAAGGCCUGGCGCUCCGGGAAGCGUUGCUGAAGUGCAGGGACAUGGGACUAUCGAAGAUCAGAUGUGAGUCGGAUUCGGCCAUCCUGAUUAAAGCUAUCAAUGCAAAUUCUCCUCUUGUUGGUUUAUAUGGCAUCUUAGCUGAUAUUAACUCUAUUGCAUCCUCUUUUGAUUCCAUCUCCUUUAACUGGAUCUCACGUGAGAGAAACGGUAAAGCAGAUGGAUUGGCAAAAAAUGUAUUAUCUUCUGAACUCACCGUUAUGGCUGCGCCUAACACUGUUUAG
Molecule: messenger RNA, 801 nt
Organism: Brassica rapa (field mustard)
Lineage: Eukaryota; Viridiplantae; Streptophyta; Magnoliopsida; Brassicales; Brassicaceae
Molecular function (GO): RNA-DNA hybrid ribonuclease activity; nucleic acid binding
Source: RefSeq, a predicted model, not a curated record